Molecule: messenger RNA, 3459 nt
Organism: Ipomoea triloba (trilobed morning glory)
Lineage: Eukaryota; Viridiplantae; Streptophyta; Magnoliopsida; Solanales; Convolvulaceae
Product: putative inactive disease susceptibility protein LOV1
Exons: 4
Coding region: 180-3287 (1035 amino acids)
Biological process (GO): defense response to other organism
Molecular function (GO): ADP binding
Source: RefSeq, a predicted model, not a curated record
GAGGAAUCUGCUACCCCUUUCACGUUGAAAUGGGACCUCCGGCGACUGAGUGCAAUACAGAAAGGGGUUGGGAUUUGACGGCUUCAACUCUUGUGGAGAUAUAUCUCAUUCUCCAGAGCUUCGAGAUUGAGUGCAAUACAGAAAUAAUUUAUUAUAGUUUGUAGAAGAGUCAGUCCUUCAUGGCUUGUGUUGCAUUAACUUCUUUGAUGCGAACACUAGAGCUUGAGUUCCUCCAACCCAAUCCCCGUCUCAUUCUAAAUGACAAACAACUUAUCCACUCUCUCUGCCUAAAGCUUGGCUGUUUGCAAACCUUGCUUGACCAAUCUGAGAAGAAAGCCCACAAUUGUGAGGAGCUCAAGGAUCUGAUUGCAAAAAUUGGAGGAGUAACUCUGGAAGCAGAAUAUGACAUUGAAGCAGAGCUACUAGAGAUUCGUCAUCAGAUGCUGGAUGUAACCUUGAGGCGUGUACUUGAAGAUGUUGAACAUCUGAUCGUGAUGAUUGAGGCACGAACAGCAAAAGUUUUGCAAACUCAACAUCCGGAGGAGAGUUCAUCCGCCCAACAUGCUUCAAAAAUUGAAGACAUCAUGGUAGGGCAUGCCAAAGAAUUCGAGGAGUUCAAGGAAAAGCUUGUAUCCUCGAAUAAACUAUUGCAAGUUAUGUCCCUUGUCGGUAUGGGAGGUAUUGGCAAGACGACGUUUGCAAGAAAACUUGCGGAUGAUUCUGCAGUCAAGCGUCACUUUGACUGUCGUGGUUGGGCAACCAUGUCUCAAGAGCAUAAUAAGAGGCAAGUGCUCCUUCAACUGUGUCGUUCCAUCAUGCCGAUGCGUGAUGACUUUAACACUAUGAACGAUGGUGAGCUAGCAGAACAACUGCGCAAAAGUUUACUGGGCAAGAGAUAUCUAAUUAUUGUGGACGACAUAUGGACAGUAGAGGCAUGGGAUGAUGUGAAGAGAUGUUUUCCAAGUGAGGUUGAAAACACUGGCAGUCAAAUACUAUUGACUACUCGACACAAAGAGGUAUCUAUUCAUGCUUGUUCAGAUAAUUUACAUGACAUGCGCUUCUUAAAUUUUGAUGAAAGUUGGAAAUUAUUUUGUCAAAAUUUUUUGGUAAGAGAAAGUUUGAACAGAGAAUUUGAAACGAUAGGGAGGGAAAUUGUUGAGAAAUGUGGAGGAUUACCACUUACAGUUGUGGUGCUAGCUGGACAUCUAUCCACCAACAUGGUAGUAGAUGAGUGGAGGAGUGUUAAAUCAAUGUUAAACUCAUCGGUGAAUUUAGAUCUGUCUAAAAGAAUUUUCAAAAUACUGAGUCUGAGUUACAACAACUUGCCUUGCCAUUUGAAGAGUUGUUUUCUAUAUUUAGGAGCUUUUCCUGAAGAUAGUGAGAUUGGAAUUAAAAAAGUGAUUAGGCUAUGGAUUGCCGAGGGAUUUAUAAAAGAAGAGAGUGAAAAGACGUUAGAAGAAUCAGGUGAAGAUUAUUUGCAGGAUCUUAUGAAUAGAAGCCUGAUUAUGGUAAGUGAGCGAAGCAGUAAUGGAAAAGUUGCAACAUGUAAGAUGCAUGACAUAUUGCAUGAGCUGAGUGCAAGCAAGGCUAAAACAGAGAAACUUCUGUGCAGUAGAGAUAACAGUAAAAAAGUUGAGUCUAUUGAAUCAGAUGGAAAUCGUUGGUUAAGUCUUAAAAUAGUGUCUAAAGGUUCUCUUUACUUAACUGCUUUGGAAAAAUUCCGUUCCAUUUUAUGCUUUGGAUUGCGUAAUUGGGAUGCCUUUAGCUCUCUGAUGAAACCCAACUCUUUUAAGAUGUUAAGAGUGCUGGACUUAACUGCAUCUUCCGAAAACAAUGGAAGUAUACCUUCAGUUAUUAUAGAUGUAGUUCUUCUCAGAUAUCUAGCUUUAUCCUCAAGCAGGCUGCUCACCUCCAUACCAGUGAGCAGGAAUAGGAAUCUGCAAACACUUGUUAUUCGUGAAGAUAUCAAUGGUUUCCGUAAGCUACCUCAUGGAAUAUGGGAGUUGCCACAAUUAAGGCACCUUCAGUUAUACCAUCAGCUAAUUCCAAUGUACACUCCAGAAGUGGCUCAAGUAAAUCUGCAAACAAUGUACUGGUUGCAAUGCCUUCAGUGCACAAAGCAAGUGCUUUCGAGGAUUCCAAAUGUUAAGGAGUUGGGAAUAAUCGCCCAAGGAUGCAUAUCCCACAGUUGUUUAGAUGAUCUUAACAGCUUAAAAAAGCUGGAGAAGCUAAAAGUUCAGGGCAGCUAUUGUCCUAUAAAACUGUGGCCUUGUACUUUUCCAGAAAACCUCAAGGAGAUUACCUUUGCAAAAACUCUCAUGCCCUGGGAAGCUAUGAAUGUUAUCAGUAUGCUGCCCAAGCUUGUGGUGCUAAAACUCAAGAAUCAUGCCUGUGUGGGAGAAAAGUGGAAACUAACUGUAAAGAGGGGGUUCCCUGAAUUGAAGCUUUUGCUAAUUUCUGUUAUGGAUUUGAAGCAUUGGGAGCUGGCGGAUGAUGUUGAUGAUGAUUGUCCUUUCCCAAAGCUUGAGCGCUUGGUAUUUAGAAAUUGCUUUGAGUUGAAAGAGAUGCCAAGUUGGAUUGAAAACCUUAGCAAUCUGAAGUCAGUUCAGUUGGAGCAUUGCCAUGCUUCCCUUGUGAAAUCUGCCAAGGAGGAAAAAGAGCAGCGCGAGAACUACGGAGAAUAUGGACUUGAGAUUCUUGACUUCCACACUCAAUCAGAUGAAGAUCAACAUUCCACACUCACUCAGGUCUCUCUCCCUCUCUGUCACUCAUUUGCAGAAGAGAAUGAUGAAGAUAUAAAAAUGAGUGUUUUCCUCGAAGCAAGAAGUCUCUGCAUCAUACACGGGAACGAUCCUAAGUAUUGGAGGUGGACUCGGGACUCCGGACAUGAGAUUGCAAUACUUCGGUACGUUUGCUGGCUCGAGAUCACAGGAAAGUUGGACGUCAGGCGCCUGCACAAAAUCACUUCUUACUCGGCAUACCUUAUUUUCAAACUUAAAGAGGAGUCCCCCAAGCUCAAUACAGCAUUCACAAUGGUGAGAUACAUCAAUGAUAAAAGAUGUUCUAGUGAGAAUCGACGUUGUCAAGUAUUUUUAACAGAAAGGAGCUCUUCUAAAGACCCUGGCCGAUUUUCAAACCGUCGCGAUGAUGGGUGGAUGGAGAUUAGGCUCGGAGAUUUUUACAUUAAUUCAACAAAUGAAGGUGAAGUCGAAAUGCAGUUUUGGAAUAUAACCUCGCAUUGGAAGUAUGAUCUCAUUGUCAAGGGCAUUGAGGUUCGACCCACUUAAAUUGUAUUAAGGACUUUCUCUUUCUCAUAUAAGUUUAGUUUAUUUAGUUUGAGAAUUAGUAGUUGGCAGAGUAAUUGGUAAGCUAUUGUCUUCAAAAAAAAAUGGUAAGCUAUUAGUAUAUAGUAGGUAGAUUGUAUUAGUAGUUUUUAUCAAUAAUAUUUUUUUGAACAAA